Penicillium oxalicum is the source of this 1389-nucleotide messenger RNA. Its product is annotated as putative UDP-galactose transporter. Gene Ontology annotation, cellular component: Golgi membrane. The record is from RefSeq and is a predicted model, not a curated record. Gene Ontology annotation, biological process: pyrimidine nucleotide-sugar transmembrane transport. The transcript is spliced from 4 exons. Bases 1 to 1389 code for a protein of 462 amino acids. NCBI's taxonomy places the organism in Eukaryota, Fungi, Ascomycota, Eurotiomycetes, Eurotiales, Aspergillaceae. Gene Ontology annotation, molecular function: UDP-galactose transmembrane transporter activity.
AUGGGGGACCGCACACAGCGUCAGUCCUCGUGGCUGAGAGAUUCAGCUAAGAAUGUGCCCUGGAUUUUGCUCGCGGCGCAAUCCGUGGCGUUCGUUUUGCUCUCCCAUUACUCGCAGAUGAUGCCACCCGCGGGUGGAAAGCGAUACCUCACCUCGACCGCGGUUUUUAUGAGCGAAGUGGUCAAGCUUGCGAUCGCCCUGACGAUGGCCCUCUAUGACGUCUCAAAGAACGCCCCGCCCUCGAUGCCUGCAACCUCUCUCUUUUUCUCCUUGUCGAGCGCCGUUCUCUCCGGCGAUAGCUGGAAAUUGGCCAUUCCCGCCAGCCUCAGCGUCCUGUCGAAUUCUCUUCAAUAUGUUGCGCUGUCAAACAUGAGUGCGGCGACCUUCCUCGUUAGUUUCCAGCUGCAGUUCGUCACGGUGGCAAUUCUUGGCCUGGUGACAUUUGGCAGAAGUAUUGCUCCUCGCAAAUGGGGUCUGUUGCUGCUACUCUUGCUUGGUGUGGCAUUGGUGCAUUUCCCCAACACCGGUGUUGAGCCGCUUUCGAUGGGGGACGAACAUUCGGGCCUCCAUUUCCCUCGGUCUCUAGAAGAAUGGAAGGCAGUCAGAGGCGUGAAUAAUGCCGCCAAGGUUCACAAGCGCUCGGCCACCUACGAGGGUAUUGAGGAAGAUAUUCUUACAGCCAAUCCUCGAAUGAGCCACGAGUUAGGCAUGCUUGCUGUGAUCGGUGCCGCCCUCACAUCUGGUGUGGCAGACAUCUAUUUCGAGAAGGUUCUCAAAGACAGUUCUGCACACAUCUCGCUCUGGGUGCGCAAUGUUCAGUUAUCUCUUUAUUCCGUCUUCCCCGCGCUCUUCAUUGGCGUGAUCUUCCAAGAUGGGGAGCGGAUUGCCAACGAUGGCUUCUUCCAGGGAUACAACUGGACAGUGUGGGCCACAAUCGUGGUCCAGGCACUGGGAGGGGUUCUCUCCACCUUCGUUGUUGGGCAGAUUUAUCGUGACCCUCGAAGCUUGACUACGACUACGAGCAUCGUGCUCAGCAUCGUCGGAAGCGUCUGGCUUUUCGAGUUUGAGCUAACAGCCAGCUUCUUCGUGGGCGCAGCAGCCGUCUUGGUGGCCACACAUUAUUACGGCAACCCGAUUUACAACUCGGCCUCGACGAAGGUCGGUGGAAUGCGUCCACCGCCUAUUCGAGUUGACAGCUACGAAAAGGACGCUGGCAAUGCGAAUGACUCUGUUGAUGGGCCUCCGGACGAAAUUUCCAUCAAGUUGCCAACCAGCCCUUUCUUGUCCGAUGGGUUCACGUCAUCUCGCCCGACAUCGCCUGGGCCGGGCCACGUACGAGUGGGCGCUAGUCGCAACACAAGUGGCGCCAGCUACUUUGACAAGAAGUAG